This is a messenger RNA of Castor canadensis (American beaver), 1264 nucleotides long. RefSeq names its product F-box protein 8 (gene Fbxo8). Gene Ontology annotation, molecular function: protein binding; guanyl-nucleotide exchange factor activity. Gene Ontology annotation, biological process: regulation of ARF protein signal transduction. Lineage: Eukaryota; Metazoa; Chordata; Mammalia; Rodentia; Castoridae. The record is from RefSeq and is a predicted model, not a curated record.
GGAGUGAACUACUUUAUGUCCAAGGGUAUCCUAGAUGAUUCGCCAAAGGAAAUAGCAAAGUUUAUCUUCUGCACAAGAACACUAAAUUGGAAAAAACUGAGAAUCUAUCUUGAUGAAAGGAGGGAUGUCUUGGAUGACCUUGUAACACUGCAUAAUUUUAGAAAUCAAUUCUUGCCAAAUGCACUGAGAGAGUUUUUUCGUCACAUCCAUGCCCCUGAAGAGCGUGGGGAGUAUCUUGAAACUCUUAUAACAAAGUUCUCACAUAGGUUCUGUGCCUGUAAUCCUGAUUUAAUGAGAGAACUUGGCCUUAGUCCUGAUGCUGUCUAUGUACUGUGCUACUCUUUGAUUCUACUUUCCAUUGACCUCACUAGCCCUCAUGUGAAGAAUAAAAUGUCAAAAAGAGAAUUUAUUCGAAAUACCCGUCGUGCUGCUCAAAACAUUAGUGAAGAUUUUGUAGGGCACCUAUAUGACAACAUCUACCUUAUUGGCCAUGUGGCUGCAUAAAAGCACAAUUCCUAGGACUUCAACUUUUUACAUCCGACUGAAGCUGCCCACAGACUUGUUAAGCAGAUCUGGGAGUUACAUCAGUGCUGGUCAUUCUAGCCUCUGUAUACAAUCAAGCUUGAGUAUACAGCCUCUUUUUAUUUCCCUGUUUCCUUUUUAAAAUAAUUUCCUUUAGGAACUUAAUAAUUUUGCAGAAUUUUUCUUAAUUUUGCUUUAUCAUGUUUUGCACAAAGCAGAGCCAUUAUUUAACACAGCUGUUAAAGAAUGUUAAACUGACACACAUUGUAUUCUAUAAGAUGGUGUAUUUGUGCAUUAGAUUUGCCUGAAAAUCUUUAACCAUUUCCAUUCUUUUUAAAAUACAUGUGUAAUGUAUACAUAUUUAACUAAAGAAAUUUAUAAUCAUAAUUAUUUUAUUGUAAAGAUUUUAACUAAAGUUUUUCCUUUUCUCUCAAACUGAGUUCUGAAAUUUAUUUGUUUCUGAUCUUAGAAUAUUGUUGUCUUUGUAAAGUUGGAUCUGACUUCUGACAGAAGCCAAUACCACUUUCCCUUUCUUUGAACUUUGAAGAGUGUUGAUUUGUUACUAUAUGACUAUGCAAAACUGCCACUUAUUUGUAUAAUAUAAAUUUAUCAUUUGAUUUUUCAUUUUGAAAACUUCUGAGUCAAUUUUCAAUAAUUCUUUUAAAUAUUUAGAAUUUUAAAAUGUGCCCAAAUUAAGAGUUAUACCUAUAAACAGAAUAAAAUAUUAUUAGAAGUCUGGUAA